Jaminaea rosea is the source of this 3860-nucleotide messenger RNA. RefSeq lists its product as hypothetical. NCBI's taxonomy places the organism in Eukaryota, Fungi, Basidiomycota, Exobasidiomycetes, Microstromatales. The record is from RefSeq and is a predicted model, not a curated record. The transcript has a single exon. Bases 260 to 3406 code for a protein of 1048 amino acids.
CCGACCGACCGCCCUAACGUCGAGAGUGCGCGACCGAUCCGAUACGUGUCAUAGACAAGAGCGCUACCACGAACGCCUUCCAUCCUCGACCUAUCAUCCUGCUCCCUGCCUCGCGCCUUGCUCGGCCUUGGUAGAGACUGCGGCUGAUGAAGGCAUCCUCCAUCAUUGACACCCAACUGCGACUCCCCUGAGCAUCUCGCAUUCAUCCCAUCAGCAUCCAACCAAUACCCUUGCCACCCGCAAUCCGCUCUUCUUCGCAAUGAACAUCAAAGCUGCCCUUGGCGCAUCGUCCUCUCGACGCGCUUCUCCUGAACGCAACGCCUCUAAUGAUGACGCUGCUCUACAUGGUAAAGCGCCUGCGCCUCGUCGUGCCGGCAGCUUUGGCAAAGGAUUGGGCAAUGCCCUUGCCAACAGCAUGACUCGGGCAUCCGAAGCCGUUGGCGGCACCAAAAAGAGCUCGUCGUCAGCUGCCCCUACGCCCACACCGGGAACCCCGAGCAGCACUCCCUUUGCUGGUAACAAGGAAUUCCCUUUCCCAGCUCCGGCAGCUCCUGGCACUCCUGCUGGCGGCGCUACAGCUGUCGGGCCGGACCCGCAGCACCUGUCCAACUUCUCGCUGCGCCUUUCGGAGCUCGUCAACCAGGCUCUGAUUCCUACCGUGCCAGGGGCUAUGCAUACAGGCGGCGGAUCUGGCGGCAUGGCUAGCGUCACCAAGCAUGCGCCAGGACGAGCUAGUGUGCCCAACUUGACGCAGAUCGCUUACGAGGGCAAACGAUUGCCUAAUCGUGCCAAGAUCGUCGAGUUCGCCCAACUCGUCGUUUCUGAGCUGCGGUACGCCAAUGGCGUCGACCCUUAUCUGCUACGUGCCGUGUCUCGCGCAGCGCUCAAGGCCCUCACGCUCUUUGCCAACCGCAUCGACUCUCUCCUCGUCCCCAUUGCCAAAGACCCAUCCUCUCUUAUCAUGCCGACUACGGUCAAGGAAGGGGUGCACAUCUCAGCCGCCCUCGAGUUCAAUCUUGGCCUAGCCACGAUCACGUGGAUCGUAGAAGAUUCGCUAGAGAGGUGCAUUGAAGGAGAUGACCGCGAUGAAGAUCCAGGCAUGCCGACCUUUGUAUCCGAGAUCCUCACGCCAGUCCGCAAGAGGAUGGAGACGACGAUACUUCAUGUUAUUCAGCCCGUUCUUGCCGGCACGAAAGCUUCCCUGACUGGCUCCAUUCUCAAGGCGGUACGACAGCCUUUCCUCUCUGGCGGUUCUCCCGCUCUCACGCCUAGUGCCAGUCACGAUGGUUCCCUGCCCCCCCUAUCGCCAGCCAAUGGGCCGGGCAGCGCGCUUGCCUCGCCCAAGGAGGGAGUUGCAUCUGGCACGACCAAUUGGAUCAAGGAGCUACAGGGUCGCUUGGAUGGUAGCCGAAAGCUCUUGGUCCCACGUAUCGAGGCGCGGACGAGUCAGGACGGUGAAGGAUGGUUCAUUUCCGUCGUCGUUCACCUCAUCUGGAAAGGCCUGUUUGUCCUCUCUUCUCGCUCCGUUGAGCCAGCUGUGGUGACAUCAGGGAUCUCUGUCCCUCCUACGGGCAAGCAAUCCGGCGGCGUAGCAAGCUUCCUGGCGCCGAGCAGCCGUGAAGCUAUCGCAGACGCCAACAAGCGCAGCCCAUCGCCAGGUCAGCUCUCGGCUGCACUCAAGAGUGUCGCAAGCGUAGGCAGUCAUCGAGGACGAGUCGGCACACCAGGCGGCACCAAUUCGACGGCCGCUUCGGGCCGAGCGACUCCGGCAGCAGCACCGGACGGUACCCUGUCUCCGCCCACCGCCACCGCUUCACACCACCACCACCACCACCACAAGUCCUUCUUCAGCCCCAGUGCGAAAGCCUCCACCGGCCAGCUCUCCGACCUCCAAUCGUUCCAGAAGAUGUGCCUUCGUUUCUGCCGCGGCUUUGUUUCGGACAAGGCCCUCGCAGCGGUUGCCGCCGAGCUCAGCCGGGCGGACAUUGCUGCUGAGGAGCAGCAAGAGGAGGAGCCGCAGGAGAUUGAAGACGAGCCGGACGAGUUGGCGAGGCAGGCAUUGGCCGAGGCUCUCGAGGCAAUCAACAGUACGAUCCUUGUUGUGCAGGCUAUGGAUAGCAACGCUGCUGCGGUCAAGCUCGCCCUCGACGGGUUCGGUGGACCUCACAAGACCAUCUCUGGCGGCAGCAGCAACGGCGGUGUCGAUGCGCGCCCGGCUUCCGCUGUACCGCACGGCAUUCAACCGCUCGAGUCCACCCAGCUCCGCGCACUCAAGGCCAUCCCUCCCCUCCUCCUCCUGCACAUCGUCUACUGUCGUCUUCCUCCAGCGUUGAAGAUGGCCUCGACUAGCCAUGAAGGCGAGACGUACCUCUCUCACCCACCAGCUCUGUUCGGAAUUUCCUGGCAAGAAUAUGAGCGAAGCAUCGCUGGAUUCGUGGGCGGGACGAGCUGGGCGCAGGCCGCUAUACCUAGGUGGCAGAAGGAGGUAGAGGCUCUGUGGGCGGAGUAUUCGGUGAAAAGGAGCGAGCUACUGGCUAACAAGCAGGCAAGGAGAGCUGUCAACAUGGACUCGACGCAUGAGCCAGCAAGGCACGGCGCUCCUGCGAAGGGCAUCGACGAAUUCGGUACCACGCCGACGCCUGCUAGGCUGGCUGCGGCGGCAGCAGCAGCAGCAGAACAACGUCACUCCAACGAGUUCGAUUGCGCAGACGGGGCGUUGUCGCGCAAUAUCACUCGUAGCGACGAUGGACAAAGCAGCAGUGCCAGUCUCGAUGGUUGCGCCGCUAGCUGGCGCGGUGCUGGCAGUGGCAGUAGCGCAGCAAGCAGCAGACAAAGCAGUCGUGUCCACUCCCCGGCCCAGAGCCCGACGAUGGGCGCUGCAUCUGAUCUCGAAGAGGACAUGGAGGGCAGCGUCGGAGCUCUGAGCUUAGGAACAGCAUCGCAGUCAGCUACGGCGUCUAGGUCUGCAGCACGCCCUCCUGUAUCGAAGCGCUUCUGGAAGAGCAGCGAUAGGAAUGGCAGCGCAUCUACGGCGUUGGCCGCUGGAGCUGCAGCUAACGGCAGCGGUGCACGAGGCUUCCACCUUCCCUCUCUCACACGCCCCACCUUUGGCAGCCGCACCUCAUCCCCCGCAGGGUCAGUCCGAGGACGUGGGACAAGCAACACCUCGCGCUCACGCUCGGUCAAGCAAGACAAUGCCCCCACCGAUUCGGCUGCGGUCGCCAAUUCUUCCUUUGACCCUGCUCUUGCGGCUCAACAGACUGCGGACGAUUCCGAUCUUGCCGAAGUGGCAAAAUGCCAAGAGGCCGUGGCCUUCUUUGCAAAGACGCUCGAGUGGGCCGCGUGGAGCGCUGGAAUGGAGGGCGUGAGGUGCCAGCUGGGCGCGGUUGAUCAGGAACACAAGUGACUAGCCAGCCAAAGAAUGAGGAAGCCAGGCAACGCAAAAAUGCUUGUCCGCUGGCCUCCUUUGCCAUCUCUGCCUCAAUCCUGUGCUACAUCUUUGCGGGACCUCAGACGUUUGACACUUGUCGCUUCCCUUUUUUUUCUGUCCUUUCCAGUCUGGCCUUACAGUGUUGGGCUCAGUUUUGCACGAAUCAGCAUAGAAUUCCCAACAGCGCAUCGUCUCCUUUUUCGCUCUUCGUCCUUCGCCGUUUGUACAUUUCAUCGUAUGCGAUCGCUUACCCUUGCAGGGUACUGUAAGCCUGUACAGCUGAUACGAUUCAGUACCAGGAGGUGGUCAUCCUUCCCCUGUGCGGCGUCGCGCACAGCAUCAGGACGAGUGCACGGAUUGCCUCGAGACCAACCAGUCGUCGCGCGACAGCUGCCCAAAGUGUCGCGUCGAUGUUUGCCGCCGUUCUUAA